CCAGUAAAAAUAUAAAUAUAAGAGACGUUACUGCCUUAAACGAAGAGUGCAUAUAUGUAUGUGUGUGUUUUAAAUUGUUUUAUUCUAUACAUUCAGUAACCACAAGUGGCUUCUCUCUCUCAGCUAGACGUUGUUGAGUAUAAGUGGAACCGAAGUGUAAUGAUCGUGUAUAUUAUAAAUUUACCAUCACAUAUUGACCAUUUAAACCAAUUAUCAAGUGUGUAACAGUGGGUUUUUGAAAGUGACCAUAUUAAGUACAAGUAAUAUAAGUUUGAAAGCUCUGUGGUUGUUUGAAGUCAGAAAGCGAAAAGAGAAUUUUUGUAUACCAAGGAUAUAGUGACUUGUUUGUCUGAUAUAAAUAUCAUGACUAUGCAGGCGUACCAACUGUUGUGGUGUAUGACUAUAUGCUGGGCAGCAGUUGCGUUUGGCUGGAGCUCUUUUUUGUGUCCUGCUCCACGGUCUCCGGCUAACGGGGAGCAUUUCAUCUUUGAAAAUGGACAGGUCGUAAAAUUCCGAUGUCUACCGGGAUACACUAUGGUUGGUAAUGCCGAAAUGAGGUGUAUCCGUGGGCAAUGGUCCAGUCCUACCCCUAAGUGUUCAGUUGUUAACCCACAGGGAAGGCAGCCAAAAACACAGACAGAACAACCAACCUCCGCCUACGAUGAAUCGUGCAUAGUUAUUCGUGCCAGAUAUCGGAGGAUAACAGCACCUCCUCGAAUCGACAAUGGUUACGCCAAAUAUCUCCGUAGAGUAAAAAAUAUUAACAAUGCCUAUAUGUUCGUCGUAUAUCAGUGUAAAGCUAACUACGUUUUUCUUGAUCCAAAUGCAAGUUCUCUGUACUGUCAAAAAAAGAAAUGGGUGGGCAAGCCUCCAAAGUGUGUAUCAAAAGAUAAUGUUAAUGAAUUGAGAAAGGAAAAUAAAAUAGGAGUCACGAGACCAGUUUGUAGAGUUUCCAACGGAGGCUGUAAACAUCGCUGCACCGAAUGGAACGGACAAGCCUUGUGUUCCUGUUAUCCUGGUUUUUACUUGGCUCAAGACAAGAAAUCAUGUCUACUUAAAGUUAAAAACUGCCCAAAGCUGAGAUCGCCUCUCAACGGUCAAAUACAAGGAUCUUGUGACAACAGCUAUAAAUCUACAUGUUUUUUUAGUUGUAAUGAAGGUUAUAAACUUCAAGACCCAGGCAGCUCUAAACGGGUUUGUCAGAGAUCAGGGACAUGGUCUGGUGAUACGCCUUUUUGCCAGCUCAUAACAUGUCCUCCACUGGAGCCUCCUGUCAAUGGUCGGCUAGUAACUUACUGUGAAAACAGUUACAAGUCUAGCUGUAUGUUUGUCUGUGACGAUGGUUAUCAACUUCAAGACCCGAGUAGUGCUCGGCGCGAGUGUCUGAUUUCAGGAAGCUGGAGUGGAAAAUCAACAGUGUGUCAACGUCCACAUUUUAUUUACAGUCCUCCAAUCAUCAACUACCAAUCACCAACACUUAACAUUCCAGCUUAUUCAUUACUGGUAAUUCAAUGUAAAGGAAGAAGACCACUAGCAUGGAGUAUACCAGCAGAAGUUAGGAACAGGUCCUACGGCAGGGCUCGAGUUAACAGUACCUAUGUUCCAACUAGCGACCACUACCGAUACUUUAGCGAACUAGUUAUUUCAGAUACAAACUACUUAGAUACAGGAACUUAUAAGUGUGUAUACGCCAAUUCAAGUUAUUAUGCUGGAGAAAAUGCCACAGCCUUGAAUAUAUUUGUAAAUGAUGAUCACCACCUAUUUCUACCCCAGUACUCAAGGAUAUACGUAAAUCCACAAAAACCUAUUGUUAUUCCCUGCCGAUUGACAAACUCUCGAGCUAAUGUAACACUCUACAAGGUAGUUGGUGAACAUGAAGAAAGCAUUAUUACUGGUUAUGAUGUUCAUUUUGACCCAGCUCUAGGAUUUACCUUCCGAUAUCCAAAUAUUUACUAUCAGGGAAUGUUCCUAUGUCGAGGCGCCUUGGAUGAUUACAGAGAAGAGGUUGUAUUUUCCCUGGAUCCCUAUUCCCUAGAUUAUCUCGACCCUCAAGUAUUUGUGUAUAUUAAUGACACCAACGCUCAACACCCAGUCGUCGGUGGUUCCUUAACCCUCACUUGUACGGUCUACUACGCACCAGAUUCUUUAAUUUUAAUAGAAUGGCUUCAUCCGGGAAGUGACAACCCUCGAAUUACCCUCAGUGACGUGAACGUAACUAGCAUAAUUAGAAAAAACUUUUCCUUCGACAUGAUUUCAAGAACGAUCACAAUAGAUGACGUGCAAUACAGCAAUGAAGGUGUUUAUACCUGUCGCGCUAUUCACAGUAAUGGCCGAACGAUGUCAAAAGAUGUUUUUGUAAAAGUAUAUGAUGAAAUUUAUCCAAUAAAUAAACACGGUUCAAAUAAAGAUUCAGAGGAAAGUUCGGAAGAGGACUCUAGUGAAGAAGAUAACAAAACUUUCAGUCUUCAGUGUUCCUUCUUGAGAGUUGGUUCUGAAUGUGUUUGUCCAAGAGGUUAUCAGAUAGCACCGGACAAGAAAACCUGCUGGGAUAUUAAUGAAUGUACAAUCCCAUCUCUCGCUGCUAUUUGCCGAGGACCUUGUGUUAACACAGUUGGAAGCUACAGAUGUGCGCGGCCUGAUGAGGGAGAAGACAGUAACCAACCAUGUCCAAAAGGCUACGAAAAAAAUGUUCAAGGAUUCUGUGAGAUUAUCAAACGUCCCAUCCAUCCCACCGAAUGUGACGAAAAUAUAGGCUGUUCGCACACCUGUCUCAGGAGUGACGACCUAUCAUACUGUGCCUGUCCAGCAGGUUUGCGUUUAGGCUCAGACAGAAAAACCUGUCAUGAUAUUGAUGAAUGUUCAAGUUCUUCUUCCUGCCAACAUAUAUGCCAUAACACCGAGGGAAGUUUCAGAUGUGAAUGUUAUCAGGGUUUCGUUUUAAUGAGCGAUAACACGUGCCAAGAAUGUAGGAAGAAUUCCUAUAGAAAUACUCAAGAGAGCGAAUUUUGUACUGAAUGUCCGCCAUAUUCUCACACUAAUGGAACUGGAAAAACCUCAUUAGCCGACUGCCUUUGUGACCCAGGCUAUAGUGGCGACUUGACGAAAAAUAUAUCUUGUUCAGAUAUUGACGAAUGUGAAGAAAACAAUUUUGGAUGUUCUCACAAUUGCGUCAACACUCCAGGGAGCGUACACUGUACCUGUCCGUUAGGUUGGGAGCUUGGUGAGGAUGAAAAAUCUUGUGAAGACAUAGACGAAUGUAGCACCAGCAAUGGAGGAUGCCACCAUCAAUGUGAGAACACAGAAGGUAGUUUUAAAUGCUUGUGUCAAGAGGGUUACAACUCUUCAUCAACUGAUCCGUACCAAUGCAAUGAUAUCGACGAGUGUGAACAACAAAAUGGUGGCUGUAGCCAUGAGUGCGUUAACUACAAUGGAGGGUACGACUGUACAUGCUCAGAAGGGUAUCAUCUCGCCAGAGAUAGGAAGACAUGUUGGGGAAUCAGAUGCCCUGCCUUUUCUAAACCAUCAAACAGCCAGUUCCACUGUAAGAUACCUACCAGCAAUGGCAAUAGCACAGAAGAUUAUCCAGUAGGAAGUGUAUGUCAAAUAAAGUGUGAACGGGGUUAUGAACUACAAGGGCCGAAAACAAAGACCUGCCAAACAGAUGGCACGUGGGACCAAGAGUCGCCUGUCUGUAUUGCCAUGACUUGCCCUCCAAUUGUUCCUCCCGAACACGGAUUUGUAUAUCCCGAAACGUGUAGUGAAGGUCAGACACCAGUUGGCGAAACGUGCUACUUUACCUGUGAACAGGAAUAUAGAUUAGUUGGACGAGCAUUUGUGAAGUGUACACGAGAGUUACAUUGGAAGCCAAAAACAUUUUCGUACAAAUGUGUCAAAAUGUAUGAAUAUUUCACAAUGGAAAGUCUGGGCUGGUCCAUACCUAUUCAAAAAAGCGAUCAAUUUCCGGUGGCAUCAUACUACUUAUGA
Limulus polyphemus (Atlantic horseshoe crab) is the source of this 3984-nucleotide messenger RNA. RefSeq lists its product as uncharacterized. Gene Ontology annotation, molecular function: calcium ion binding. The coding region runs from base 364 to 3984 and encodes 1206 amino acids. The transcript is spliced from 22 exons. The record is from RefSeq and is a predicted model, not a curated record. NCBI's taxonomy places the organism in Eukaryota, Metazoa, Arthropoda, Merostomata, Xiphosura, Limulidae.